AUGGAUGGCGGAAGUAAGCUGUAUGGUGUGUGGUUGAGGGCGGGUGGCCGGAGAACGGGGGUGGCGCCGGAGAAUAGGUGGCUUGUACUGGAGGAGCCGGAGGUGGCGGGACAGGCGGUUGCGAGCGUAACGGAUGGUGUGUUUAAUGAGAUUUAUGAGGGGGCUGUGAUGGAGCGCCGUUUUUUCGAAAAGAAAGGAGAGGUGGGGAGGAUUGAAACUGGGAGAGAGGGAGUAACGGUUGGGGCAAUGAGUGUGGGUUUGAAUAGGGAGGGGGUCAUAAAUGAGGGAUUAAAUGGUGAGGGAGAAAGUGAGGGGGUGGUCAUAAUUGAGGCUAAAAGAAGGCGUACGGAUGGUGAGGGGAGGAAUUUAAAUGAUGUUAGUCCUAUGACUAUUGAGCAGCAAGACUCUUUUUCUUGUGAGUGGGAUUGGGAGAAAGAAGGGAGAUUGCCGUACCCUAGGUGGUUGCUUAGGGGGUUUGGGGAUGCUGUUAGGGAGAGUGGAUUAUCCAAUUUUGGGUUUGAUGGGUGCCAGUAUACUUGGGAGAAGGGGAGGGGUACAUGCAAUUGGGUGAGGGAAAAGCUCGAUCGAAUAUUGGUUUCGGGUGAAUGGAGAGAUUUAUGGCCAUACGCUAGAGCAAAGUCGGUAGAGGGCAGCACGAGUGACCAUAUGCCGUUACUAUUGACGGUGGAGGGGGGUGGCCCGGUGAGAGUGGCGCGGAGGCCUAGAUUCGAGAAUAGUUGGGGACAUAUUCCGGAGUGCAGGCAGGUUGUGGAACGGGAAUGGGAUAGAUUGGAGGGCUGUACGAUAGGGGAGAGGUUGAUCGAGUGUGGUCGGGGAGUGUGGAAUUGGGGUAAGGGGCAGAACAAGGGGGAGGUUGAGGUGAUUCGGCGGUGUAAAAAUGAGAUGGGAAGGUUGCGGGGUUUACGGGAUGGGGAGAGUGUACGGCGGUUUGGGGUUGUCCAACGUCAAUAUUUGGGCUGUUUACGAAAUCAGAGUGACAAGUUCAGGCAAAGGGCGAAAGAGUUGUGGUAUAGGGAGGGGGAUAGUAACUCCAGAUUUUUUCAUAACUCGGUGAAUACAACACGUAGGAGGAAUCGAAUUGCGGCCCUAAGGGAUGAGGGGGGUGUGCUGAUUCGAGAUGAACGGGAGAUGGGAGGGAUCAUGGUGAGGUAUUUUUCUGCCCUGUUCACGGCUGGUGGAGGAGAUGUGGGUCAGGUUGUUAAUUAUUUGGAGAAUCGGGUUGAUGAAGCUCAGAAUGCGGCUUUGGUGAGCGAGGUCACGGAGGAGGAAGUGAGGGCUGCCUUGUUCGCGAUGUAUCCGGAUAAAUCUCCAGGACCGGAUGGCUUAUCUCCAGGAUUCUUCCAGAACUAUUGGUCUAUUUUAGGCCCUGAGGUAGUUUCCUUUUGUCGUCUGUUUAUGAAUACUGGAAAGAUGCCGGAGCGGGUAAAUGAUACACAUAUUGUGUUAAUUCCAAAAUGUAAAACCCCAGAAAAUAUGUCUGAGUUUCGCCUUAUCUCUUUAUGUAAUUUAAUUUAUCGCAUUAUUGCUAAGGUUCUGGCCACUCGCCUGCGUGUGUUGCUGGACUCUAUUAUUGACCCUGCCCAGAGUGCUUUUAUCCCGGGGAGGUCGAUUGUAGAUAAUGUGCUUAUUGCGUUUGAGUCAGCUCACUGUUUGAAGCGUCAACCUGGGGAUAGGGGUGGUUUUGGGGCCCUAAAAAUUGACAUGAGUAAGGCUUAUGAUCGGGUUGAAUGGGGUUUUUUGUGUCAAGUGCUUACGAAGAUGGGGUUUAGUGACAAAUGGGUGGGGAUUAUGAGGGAGUGUGUGUCUAGUGUGCGCUAUACGGUGUUGGUAGAGGGGAAAGAGUGGGGGCCAGUGGUACCGGAGAGGGGGCUAAGACAGGGGGACCCGUUAUCACCUUAUUUAUUUAUCUUGGUAGCGGAGUGCUUAAGUGUUAUGUUGAGAGUUCGGGAGGAGGAGGGGAUGCUGCACGGGUUAAGGGUUGUGAGAGGGGCUCCGGCAAUAUCCCAUCUUUUCUUUGCGGAUGACUGCCUGUUGCUCUUUCGGGCAAACAAUUUUGAAGCCGAGGUUCUAAGGGAUGUUUUGAGAGAUUACGGGAUGGCAAGUGGGCAGGAGGUAAAUUUUGAUAAAUCAUCUAUAGUGUUUGGACGGAAUGUGCAUAGGGAGGAUAAGGAGGCUGUUUGCGGGAGUUUAGGGAUUGGCGAACAGCAGGGACAAGGAAAAUACUUGGGUCUACCUGGAUAUGUGGGGAGGAAAAAGAAGGAAAUUUUGGGGUUUAUUCGGGACCGGGUUAGGGCUCGGGUUAUGAAUUGGGGGAACCGUUUCUUGUCUAGAGGGGGUAGAGAGGUGCUUCUAAAGACUGUUUUGCAAAGAAGGGGGUGUGAAAGAAGGGAAAGAGGGAGAAUAAGGUGGAGUAGGUGGAGUGAUUUGUGUGUGCCAAAGAAGUAUGGUGGUAUGGGUUUUAGGAGAGUGCGGGAGAUGAACCUUGCGAUGUUAGGAAAACAGGGGUGGAAUUUUCUUACUAAACCAAAUGCUCUAGUUACAAGGGUCUUUAAGGCGAGAUAUUUCCCAAAAUCCACUUUUUUGCAGGCAACAAGAGGUUCAAAUCCGUCAUAUGUGUGGUCUAGUAUUUGGGAAACACAGGAGUUGGUGAGGAAGGGGGUUAGAUGGAGGAUUGGAAAUGGUGAGGGGACUAAAGUUUGGGGCGACCCCUGGCUUCCGGAUGGGGGUAAUCCUUAUGUUACUACACCGAGUCAGGAAUACUUGGGGGAUCCGUGGGUGAGUUCUUUGAUGCGUAUUGAUGGAAAUGAGUGGGAUCAUGGGGUGGUAAGAGAUAUUUUGGAGGAGCGGGAUGCAAAUUUGGUUUUGAGUGUACCUUUGUCGGCUAGGGGGGGGGGGGGUCGUGAUUCUCUCUUUUGGAGUCAGGAGCAAAAUGGACUGUAUUCGGUGUGUAGCGCAUAUAGGUUGGCCUCGGGGGAGUUUGGACAGGGGGACGGGGUAGUAUGGAGGGGUAUAUGGCGGAUGAGAGUGCCACCAAAAGUUAAAUGCUUUUUCUGGAAUUUAUGCACGCUUCGGCUACCCACCAAAGAUGCUUUACUGUUAAAACACGUACCUUGUGAUCCUGUUUGUGUGUUGUGUGGAAAAGCAAAUGAGAGCACGGUUCAUCUUUUUGCUAAUUGUGAAUUUGCGCAUAAGAGUUGGCGUGUGUUAAAUGGGGAAUGGAAUAUGGGGUAUAUUGAGUCUAUUCAUGGGUGGUUAGAUGAAUUGUGGUCUGGAAGCUUAUCUAUUAUGAUGAUUGAGCAGGUGGUGAUGGUGGCGUGGGCAAUUUGGGAAGCUAGAAACUCUAUGGUUUGGCAUCAAAAGGACACGGACCCUCAAUCUAUGGUGUGUUAUGCGUUGUCCUAUGCUCAGAAUUGGCGUGAGAUCAGGGGAAGGGAUGGUGAUGUUGCAAGGGGGGGUUUGCUUAGUGUUCAGGACGGGCAGGUGAGGGUGUAUGACCCUGGGUGGAUCCGUGUUACGGUGGAUGUUGCAAUGGAUUAUAGAAGACAGCGCAUGGGGUUUGGAUGGAGUGUCUUUAACUGGGAUGGCACGGUUAGGGGAGUGGUAAUGUUUGCAAAGCAUGGGUUGCAUACGGUGAAAGAGGCGGAAGCUUUAGGAGCUAGAGAGGCACUAAGUUGGAUUAAGAGAAAGGGGUGGGAGCGGGUGGUCCUUGAGACCGAUGCUCAACUAGUCACAACGGCGGUGGCGGGGGGACGGAAUAUAUCACCUUUUGGCUUAAUUGUGAACGACAUCCGGGAGCUUUUAAGUCAAAUGCCUACGGUAAAUUUUCGCUUUGUUCAUCGGCAACAUGUUAUGGUGUCUCAUUGUUUAGCCAAGAGAGCUCUUUGUUGUGUAGAGGAGGGUCGUGUGGAGUAUUUUGACUAUAUUCCUCGUUUUGUAUCCAUUCCUCUAUGUAACAAUACUGGUAUCUAUUAA
Ipomoea nil (Japanese morning glory) is the source of this 3993-nucleotide messenger RNA. RefSeq lists its product as uncharacterized. NCBI's taxonomy places the organism in Eukaryota, Viridiplantae, Streptophyta, Magnoliopsida, Solanales, Convolvulaceae. The coding region runs from base 1 to 3993 and encodes 1330 amino acids. The record is from RefSeq and is a predicted model, not a curated record. The transcript has 2 exons. Gene Ontology annotation, molecular function: nucleic acid binding; RNA-DNA hybrid ribonuclease activity.